Scomber japonicus (chub mackerel) is the source of this 1302-nucleotide messenger RNA. It is a transcript of the gene pip5kl1, whose product is annotated as phosphatidylinositol-4-phosphate 5-kinase-like 1. Gene Ontology annotation, biological process: phosphatidylinositol metabolic process. The transcript has 10 exons. Lineage: Eukaryota; Metazoa; Chordata; Actinopteri; Scombriformes; Scombridae. Gene Ontology annotation, molecular function: phosphatidylinositol kinase activity. The record is from RefSeq and is a predicted model, not a curated record. Bases 1 to 1302 code for a protein of 433 amino acids.
AUGGCGGCUGAGUCAGCGGCUGCAGGUGGGCAUGGCAUGGGUCACCGUCAGCACUCCGGCACUGUGAAGAGGAGGAGGUGGGGAGGUCUGAGACAGCAGUGGAAGCUUCUGGGCUUAUUUGAGAUCGAUCAACAUCAUGAGUUCUACAGCCUGACCUGCAUGAUGAAGGAAGGGUUGGCAGCAGCCAUCCAAAACACUAUCAGCAACCCACCUACAAAUGAAGUGUCAGAUGAUGAUUUCAGAUUAGAGGUCACUCAGAUUCAUAAGGAUUUUGCAAUGGAGACGUUUGCAGGCCCGGUGUUUGCCAGUCUACGCAGCUCUCUAGGAAUGACAGAGCAAGAGUAUCAGCAGUCACUCUGCUCCGAAAACUGCUACCUCCAGUUCAUCAGCAACUCCAAGAGCAAGGCCGACUUCUUCCUGACAAAUGAUAAGCGCUUCUUUCUGAAGACCCAGAACAAAAGGGAAAUCAAGUUUCUUCUGGCCAACCUGAAGAUAUACAUGGAGCAUUUGAAGAAAUACCCCCAUUCACUACUGGUCAAGUUCCUAGGUGUUCACAGGAUCAAAAUCCCACACAGGCGAAAGAAGUACUUCAUUGUUAUGCAAAGUGUGUUUUAUCCUGAUGACCGAAUCAAUGCAAGGUACGACAUUAAAGGCUGUGAGGUGAGCCGCUGGACGGAACCUGCACCAGAGGGAAGCCAGAUUAUUGUGGUUCUCAAAGAUCUUAACUUUGAAGGCCAGUACAUCACUCUGGACCAGCAGCGUCCUUGGCUCGUGCGGCAGGUGGAGAUCGACACACACUUCCUCCAAAGGCUCAACGUGCUGGAUUACAGUUUCCUCCUGGCCCAUCAGCCCUUACAACACGAUGAGCGCCACCAGAGCCUGUCCUUCGCUACUCUCAUCAUGAGAACCAAAAAAUCUGUGAAUCCAGGCUCCAGCCCUAUCCACACAGGUGUUGCUGCUGUUCCAGGGUCAGUCCCAGAAGAUGACUCCACUUUGCUUUUAUCUGAAACACAUGCCAGUUGUUUGAUGCAAACGCAGGCAGGAGAUGCACCAAAGCUUCCAGACUUCAGGGCCCAAAACCGUCGUUUACUGCCCAACUUAAAGAAUCCUCUGCACAUCAUCGAUGGGCCUGACCAACGCUUCUUCAUCGGCAUCAUUGACAUUUUCACAGUUUAUAGUUUUAAGAAGAGGUUGGAGCAUUGGUGGAAGAGACUGAGACAUCCAGGCCGAACCUUCUCCACUGUCAGUCCACAGACUUACUGCCUCAGGCUAUGUCAGUGGGUUCAGGACCAUACCAAGUAG